Ctenocephalides felis (cat flea) is the source of this 2212-nucleotide messenger RNA. RefSeq lists its product as uncharacterized. NCBI's taxonomy places the organism in Eukaryota, Metazoa, Arthropoda, Insecta, Siphonaptera, Pulicidae. Gene Ontology annotation, cellular component: phosphatidylinositol 3-kinase complex. Gene Ontology annotation, biological process: phosphatidylinositol phosphate biosynthetic process; intracellular signal transduction. The transcript is spliced from 5 exons. Gene Ontology annotation, molecular function: 1-phosphatidylinositol-3-kinase regulator activity. Bases 484 to 1986 code for a protein of 500 amino acids. The record is from RefSeq and is a predicted model, not a curated record.
CGGACGUACUUGUGCGUGUCUGUUCGACCGAUAAAGGAAUAAAAAUAAAAUAAUAGAAAUAGAAAUAGAAUAAAAUUAGAAACAGUAUUCAAUUGAAGUGAAAAUUAUUUUUAGUAGUAAUAGACAUAUGAUGAAAGUUGUUUAGAUGAAUCUGUAUGUUGGACCCGGGAGGGAGAUUUAAUGUUUAAAUACCAAAAAGACUUGUUCGAGGUUAAGCGUGCUUAUUCUAUGUCAGUGUUCUAAAACAGUGGUUUUUAACAUAUGGUUAAAUUAAUUUUACAAGUGACUUUUACCAGUUUGUUGUAAAAUUGAUUUUUUCUCUUUGGUUUUUGUGCAGUGAAGUGGUGAUGUGUUUGUAUUUGGAUACAAGUGUUAUGGAUACAGUGAGGAUUUUAAAUUAAUUACUUUAAAUUUAUCACGAGGAAUAAAUAAGAAUCUCAUCUCACCAAAAAUAACCAACUCGUCCCCGCCAUCACCAUCACCAUGCUGACACUAUCCAGUUGUCCCCAAUGUCGCCACGUGUUUCCGGUGACGUCGGCCGCAUCGGUCGGGACUCCGACCGCACUUCCUUUCGCCCGAACGGAUACGGAAAGGCGGAUGGCGUUCGACCACCAUUGCAACGACAUCGUUGCAUCGGCGACGACGAACAAUUUCGACGGGCAGAACAGCUACGAUAGUAAUUCGUACGAUAGCAAUUCGGAAAUCAACGAGGACUGUUGUUAUUACGAUUGGAACGAUGAGGAUUACGAUUCGAUGGAGGCAGAAAACGAUGCCGAGAUGGUUACUUAUAGGGAACAUGUUUCGACCAAGAGGCCUAUCAGUAAUAGAUUUAGUUUAUCUGGUGGAGGCCUCAUCACCAUAAACCAAGAAGUAGAACCAGUCGAACCCAUUACCCCACUAGAAGACAGUAGUUAUAACCCAUUAAGAUUUUUUGGAAACCCAGCCUUCAGAAAUAUAGACGAAAGGAAUAGUAAAUUAAACUCAAGUAGUAAAAACCUUAAAAGAAAUCAUCAUAAACCUGAAACAUUGCUGAAUAGAUCGGAGGAUGGCAGACGAGAUUCCAGGAGGGAAUCUAAAGUACAAGUCACAGCUGAUAGUUCUCAAAUCUCGCCAAGUAUGCCACUAACCUUCGUCCUACCUGCAACAACCAGCACAAGACCCACAUCGCACAUCCUGAUGACCCAAAAAUCAGAAAUCCUGCAGCCGACAAUACCACCAGAUUUCCAAAUACUAUCUUACCCUCAAAGACAAAACAGGCCAUUGUCUUUACAAAUAAAUUGUGACACCACAAAGCAGAAUGUACCUUCGUGUAUUGUCCUGAAUCAAAAUUUGAACACGACAAAUGUGUUUCUAUUACCCUGGUUGCAGCACAAUCAGGAUACAUUGGAUUCUCAAAGUGAGCUGAACAGGCUGGAACUGUUAGCGAAAAGGUUGUCAAAUAGUUGUUGGUAUUAUGAUAGUAUGACUUGGCAGCAGAGCGAGGAGUUGUUGAAGGAUUGUGCUUUGGGGACUUUUCUGGUUCGGAAUUCUAGUGAUCCUAAUUAUUUGUACUCGUUGAGUGUGCAGACGAAGAGUGGGCCAACUUCAAUAAGAUUAAGUUAUGUAAACGGUGUCUUCUGCCUCGACUCUCAGCAAAACCUCCAACAAUCAAUGCCAAAGUUCACCUGCAUCAUAAAACUCAUCGAAUUCUACAUAAACUUCACACUUCUUCAAGAAAAACGCAACAGUCACAAAAUCGAUGGCGUCAAGAAAAAAAUCGACAACAAAGUCUGGAUGGACAGCACCGGUUCCGUACAUUCAGAAAUUGUACUCAAACGACCUUUAUACAAAGAGGUCCCGAGUUUGAAACAUUUAUCCAGGUUGAAAAUUCACGAUGCAAUAAAUAAAAAUGGACAGCCAAAACUACCAUUGUUACCAGGUUAUACCAGGCUGGAGUUGCCAAAAAUGUUAGUGGAAUAUUUAGCUGAAUACCCAUAUGCGCAUUGAUUGCGAAAUUUGGUAAAUAACUAUAUCUAGUCUGAACGAUUUAAUUUUAAUAGAUGUAUGUAUUACAACUGUAGAGAUCUGAUAUUACUCAAUUUUAAUGUGACAUAGAUUACAUUCAGUAUUUUAUUUUUUUCUCAACGUAUCAUGAGCAUAUAGUUGUGAUAAAAUAAUAGAAACGGUUUUAGGAGUAAGUAAAUUAUUUUCUUAUUGAUAAUUAAAUGAAUAU